GUAAAAGUGCCCACUAAUUAUAAACUGAAAUAAUCAGCCAGAAAGAAACAAUCAGAAAGCUGAGAUGAAAAGGUCCCAGACUUCGGCCCCGCGGGAGACCGUGGUCCCCGAGCGUGUCAGCAUCGCCACCCCAGAGCCAGCUGCUGCCCGUGGAGAGCCAGACCCCACCUUCACGCUCUCACGCCUCGGAGACAUGGGCGACCUGGAGCUGCUGCUGCCGGGCGAGGCUGACGUGCUAGUACGGGGACUGCGCAGCUUCCAGCUGCGCGAUAUGGGCUCCAGAGGGUGGAACCAGCAGCAUGAGAACCUGGAGAAACUGAACAUGCAGGCCAUCCUCGACGCCACGGCCAGCCAGGGCGAGCCCAUCCAGGAGCUGCUGGUCACCCAUGGGAAGAUCCCGACGCUGGUGGAAGAGCUGAUUGCAGUGGAGAUGUGGAAGCAGAAGGUCUUCCCUGUGCUGUGCAAGCUGGAGGACUUCAAGCCCCAGAACACGUUUCCCAUAUACAUGGUGUUACACCACGAGGCCUCCAUCGUCAACCUCCUGGAGACAGUGUUCUUCCACAAGGAGGUGUGCGAGUCAGCAGAGGACACCGUCUUGGACCUGGUGGACUACUGCCACCGCAAACUGACUCUCCUGGCGGCCCAGAGUGGCCGUGGUGCCCCCCCUGAGGAGGAGUCCCAGUACAGCAGCCCCAUGCAGGAGCUGCAGAAGCAGGCAGAGCUGAUGGAAUUUGAGAUCGCACUGAAGGCCCUCUCAGUGCUUCGCUACAUCACAGACUGUGUGGAUAGCCUUUCCCUGAGCACCUUGAGCCGCAUGCUCAGCACCCACAACCUGCCCUGUCUCCUGGUGGAAUUACUGGAGCACAGUCCCUGGAGCCGGCGGGAAGGAGGCAAGCUGCAGCAAUUUGAGAGUGGCCGUUGGCAUACAGUAACCCCCUCGGAGCAGCAAAAACUGAGCAAGUUGGAUGGGCAGGUGUGGAUCGCCCUAUACAACCUGCUGUUAAGCCCUGAGGCCCGGGCCCGCUACUGCCUCACAAGCUUUGCCAAAGGACAGCUACUCAAGCUUCGGGCCUUCCUCACAGACACACUGCUCGACCAGCUGCCCAACCUGUCAGACCUGCAGGGUUUCCUGGCUCACCUGGCCCUGACCGAAGCCCAGCCCCCUAAGAAGGACCUGGUGUUGGAACAGAUCCCAGAAAUCUGGGAGCGGCUAGAGAGAGAGAACAAAGGCAAGUGGCAGGCUAUCGCCAAGCAUCAGCUGCGGCAUGUAUUUAGCCCCUCGGAACAGGACCUGAGGCUGCAGGCGCGAAGGUGGGCUGAGACCUACAGGCUGGAUGUGCUCGAGGCAGUGGCUCCAGAGCGGCCCCGCUGUGCCUACUGCAGUGCAGAGGCCUCCAAGCGUUGCUCCCGGUGCCAGAAUGAGUGGUAUUGCUGCAGGGAGUGCCAAGUCAAGCACUGGGAGAAGCAUGGAAAGGCUUGUGUCCUGGCAGCCCAGGGGGACAGAGCCAAGUGAAGGCUGCAGCGGCUGAGGGCCAACCACCCGUGCCUACAACCCACACGAGUGUCCCCCCAAAACCUCUGGAUCUCAAUCUGGCCUCUGCAAGUGCC
Budorcas taxicolor (takin) is the source of this 1608-nucleotide messenger RNA. It is a transcript of the gene ZMYND10, whose product is annotated as zinc finger MYND-type containing 10. The transcript has 13 exons. Gene Ontology annotation, cellular component: centriolar satellite; cytoplasm. The coding region runs from base 65 to 1513 and encodes 482 amino acids. The record is from RefSeq and is a predicted model, not a curated record. Lineage: Eukaryota; Metazoa; Chordata; Mammalia; Artiodactyla; Bovidae. Gene Ontology annotation, biological process: motile cilium assembly; inner dynein arm assembly; outer dynein arm assembly.